Molecule: messenger RNA, 420 nt
Organism: Didymosphaeria variabile
Lineage: Eukaryota; Fungi; Ascomycota; Dothideomycetes; Pleosporales; Didymosphaeriaceae
Exons: 2
Coding region: 1-420 (139 amino acids)
Source: RefSeq, a predicted model, not a curated record
AUGCCCGAGAUCGACCACUACGAAAUCGACGAUUUCACAAAACCCUGGCUGGCAAAUGAUGUCGAGAUAGUUGUCUUUCAAGGGGGCAUUACGCGCCACACCAAAAUGCUCUUUAACGUCGUUCCGCUGCUGAGCGGGGAGGUGCGACUCAUUCGUCGCGAUUUGCGCGGACAUGGGCAAAGCUCGAUUGGAGACGAUAAGGGCUACAAGUACGAGCUCGAUACGCUGGUGGACGAGAUGGCCGAGUUCGUCGACAAGGUCGCUGGACGGCCAGUCCACUGGAUCGGCGAGAGCACCGCAGGCAUGCUCGCUAUUGCGUUUGCGCGCAAACAUCCCGACAAGGUCAAGUCUUUGAUCGUCAUGUCGACUCCGCUUGCACUAGGGUAUGAGCAGAAUGAUCCCUUCUCCGCAGGAUUUUGA